AUGUCUCUUGAUACGCUCGAUCACGCCGUUUUAUUGUCGAUUGUACUUGCGUUGAUUACAUACGUCUCCAAGGGCAAGCUCUGGGGGGUGACGUCUGCCCCAGCCACCUCCACCGGCUCCCGUGACAUCGCUGAAGUGCUCAGCGCCAGCGGCAAGAGAUGUAUCGUGUUCCACGGCUCUCAAACCGGAACUGCUGAGGAUUACGCCUCCAAAUUUGCCAAGGAGUUACAGUCGCGUUUUGGAAUCCCGUCCAUGACGGCGGACCUCGAGAAGUACGACUUUGACUCCUUACCCGCCUUGGAAAACAAGCUCGUCUUCUUUUUCAUGGCCACCUAUGGCGAGGGUGAACCUACCGACAACGCAAUCGAAUUUAUGGAGUGGUUGAAUUCGGCGGACGACUUGGCUGCCGUUAAGUUCGGAGUCUUCGGGCUCGGGAACUCCACGUACGAGUUCUACAACGCUAUCGGCAGGAAGGUGCAAGCUAAGAUUGCAGAACUCAACGGCCAGUUUCUUGGCCCGUACGGUGAGGGUGACGAUGGCCGUGGGACGAUGGACGAGGACUUUUUGUCCUGGAAAGACGCCAUGUUUGCGUCCUUAAAGGACCAGUUGGACGUUGAAGAACAUGCGAUGCAGUACCAGCCGGCAUUAGAGGUUGUUGAGCUUGAUGCUGCCGACCCUUCCACCGUUUUCUUGGGCGAGCCAUCCAGAAAGUACCUCGACCCAUCCCAGGAUUUGUCGCUCGGGCCGUUCAACCACUCGCACCCGUACCUCGCGCCAAUCGCCUCAACCUACGAACUCUUUUCGCUGGCUUCCAGAAGCUGCAUCCAUGCGGAGUUUGACUUAUCAGACUCCAAUCUCCGCUAUUCCACCGGAGACCAUCUUGCGAUCUGGCCGUCUAAUUCAGAUGCGCACGUGUCCAAGUUCCUCGCCAUUUUUGGGUGGGAGGACAAACGUAAUCAGGUCAUCGAUAUUAGGUUAUUGGAUCAGACAGCUUCUGUACCGUUCCCAACCCCAACUACGUACGAAACUGUCGUCCGCCACUACUUGGGCAUCACCGGACCGCUUUCCCGGCAGUCUUUGAGUGCAAUCGCCGCGUUUGCGCCUACCGAUGCCUCCAAGCUGUUGGCUAUGGCCUUGGGAGGUAACAAGGAUGCCUUCAAGGAAAAGAUCCACGAUAGGUAUAUGGACAUCGCCGACGCUUUGGCUUACAUCUCUGGCGGCGCGACAUGGGAAGUGCCGUUCUCGUUUGUGAUUGAAACCACGCACUCCUUACAGCCCCGCUAUUACUCCAUCUCGUCGUCAUCCUUGUCUGAGAAGCGCUCCAUUCACGUGACUGCUGUCGUGGAGGCAGAUACCCCCGCCGGCAGUGAUCAUCUUGUGACAGGGGUCACGACCAACUUGUUGCGCCACAUCCAGCUCACCCAAAACCAGUCGUCGCAGGACCCACACCAGCGUUACAAUUUGUCCGGCCCGCGCGGCAAACUUGCGCGGUUCAAGCUCCCGGUGCAUGUUAGACGCAGUACCUUCAAGUUACCGACAAACCCGGCGUCCCCAGUCAUCAUGAUCGGUCCCGGCUCCGGGGUUGCGCCGUUCAGAGGCUUUGUGCGUGACAAGGUACACCGAAAGACGCAGAACCCGAAUGAAAAACAGGGCAAAAUAAUGUUGUUCUACGGGUGUCGUUCUGCCGAAGAGGACUUUUUGUACAAAGAGGAAUGGCCACAGUACGCAUCCAAACUCGGGGAGAGCUUUGAAAUGAUCACCGCGUUUUCGAGGGAGACCACCAGGAAAGUGUAUGUUCAACACAGGAUCAUGGAGCGCGCUGAGGAGAUUGCUGACUUGUUGGGAAAAGGUGCGUUCAUUUACGUGUGUGGUGAUGCCUCGCGCAUGGCCAGAGAUGUGCAUGAUGCCUUGGCUGAGGUACUUGUGGCGUCGAAGAAGAUGACGAGAGAAAUGGCUGUAGAUAUGUUGCGGAAUUUUAAGAUCCAGAACAGAUAUCAAGAGGAUAUCUGGUAG
This is a messenger RNA of Babjeviella inositovora NRRL Y-12698, 2013 nucleotides long. It is a transcript of the gene NCP1, whose product is annotated as Ncp1p. The transcript has a single exon. Gene Ontology annotation, molecular function: FMN binding; NADPH-hemoprotein reductase activity; flavin adenine dinucleotide binding. The coding region runs from base 1 to 2013 and encodes 670 amino acids. Lineage: Eukaryota; Fungi; Ascomycota; Pichiomycetes; Serinales. Gene Ontology annotation, cellular component: cytosol. The record is from RefSeq and is a predicted model, not a curated record.